Molecule: messenger RNA, 2480 nt
Organism: Camponotus floridanus (Florida carpenter ant)
Lineage: Eukaryota; Metazoa; Arthropoda; Insecta; Hymenoptera; Formicidae
Product: phospholipase D3
Exons: 13
Coding region: 392-2320 (642 amino acids)
Molecular function (GO): catalytic activity
Source: RefSeq, a predicted model, not a curated record
GUUGGAGCUCUCGCUAUCGUUUAUUAAGACCAAUGUUCUGAUGCCGAUUUUCUAACGAGAAUCGACGUUCAAUGCGAAGGAAAAUAAAGGAACUCCGCGUUCUCCAAGUCUGAUUGAAUACUUCGCUGUCCAUCGUCCCGAUCUCGAGGGGACAAUAGUGAAAGAGACAGGCCUCGAAUGCGAGUUUUUUUAUGCGUGUUUGCUCCGAUAAAGCAUGUGCUCCAAUACAAAUGAUAUUGAUGGGAAUGUUGAACAUGGUGCAAAAGUCAGAUAACGGAAACAGCACCGUCGACGUCGGACCUCGCACGCACGCGAGUUCGAUCGACCGCGAGUCGUUCGCCACGGCCUUGAUGCAUUAGACGACACCGUGAAUGCAUCGGACGCAAUCAGAAUGUCAUUCUUCGGGCGGAAAAUGGGCGGCAGGAGCGGCGGAAGUUCCGAGCAUACCGGUCGUAACUUGCAGGACGGUCUGUUUCAGAUCGCGUCGCAAGCUUGUCACAUCCUAGUGCAAGUGAAUAACACGCACAAUGUUUCUUACGGGGGUAGCAAUAAUGUGAAUAAUAUCGCGUAUUCGAAAUAUUCCAUGGCCGGCGGUUCGACUACUUCGACAACGUCAUCAUCAACAAAAGGGACGACCUCCGACAAAACUUACCCAAAGUAUGCGGAAUCUCGGGAUAAAGACCAAGAUGUGGUUGUAUUGUUGCCGCAUCGCAAGAAUAGAACACCGCGACUUAAGCACAAAUUAUCGACUGUGUCCGAAAACGCACGGUUGGACGUAAACUCUCCAGGCGGUGACGACGACUUUGAGCUAUGGGACCAGUCUGGAUUUAUGUUAAGGAACGAUGUGGAUGAUCUCACAAAUGCAAGAUGGGGCGCGCAGAGUUGGUGCAGACCGAGUUGCAUACCAAUAACGAUCAUAUUAAUUUUGAUCGUCCUGGUCGUACUUUUGCCAUUAUUGGACCACGCGGCAGACAAGUAUGCGCUAAAUGCUACCGCAUUGGAUACAGAGUCGUGCAUGGAUCAUUGCAGUAUAUCUUUGGUAGAAACUAUACCUAUAGGUAUGAAUUACAAUAAUAAUACCGCGCCACACGAGACUAUCCAUGAUUCUUGGAUGGAUCUCAUCGGAAUGGCACAGGAGAGCAUCGAAAUCGCAUCGCUUUAUUGGACGAUGAAGAGAGACGAUGUGGUUCCUUCAGAUAACAGUGCUCAGAAUGGAGAACAAGUGUUCCAGGCGCUUUUAGAAGCUGGAAGAGAUAGGCAGAUUGCGUUAAAAAUUGCACAGAAUUUCCCUUCUCACUUGUCGCCGAAUGUGGAUACGCAAAUCUUAGCCAAAAAAGCUAAUGCACUAGUGAUGGAUUUAAAUUUUGCUGGAUUGUUGGGCGGCGGUGUACUUCAUACGAAAUUGUGGCUCAUCGAUCGUACUCACAUAUACGUUGGUUCAGCGAAUAUGGAUUGGAGAUCUCUUUCACACGUGAAGGAACUCGGCUUGGUGGCAUUGAACUGUUCCUGUUUAGCAAACGAUUAUGCUAAAAUAUUUGAUGUGUAUUGGAAGUUAGGCGAAGAUGGUAAAGUGCCUUCCACAUGGCCGGAUUCUCUCAGCACAAAAAUAAAUAUAGAUAAUCCUAUGAAUUUUACAUACAUGGAAAACAAGUACAAAAUAUUUAUCGCGAGCUCACCUCCGCCAUUUUCGCCGAAAGGUAGAAGCAACGAUCUAGACGCGAUCUUGCACUGUAUUGCUAAAGCGGAAAAGUUUAUUUAUAUCUCUGUGAUGGAUUAUUUUCCAUUAACGAUAUAUACUGCACAAAUAAAAUAUUGGCCUAUAAUAGACAAUGCUCUGAGAGCGGCAGCGAUCGAGCGUAAAAUAGAAGUGCGUCUUUUGAUUUCCUGGUGGAAACAUUCAAAACCGUCCGAAUCAUAUUUUCUUAAAUCGUUGCAAGAUCUGACGCAUUCUUACCCCAAUGUCAAAAUCGAAGUAAGGCGAUUUAUCGUACCCACCUCACCAACUCUAGAUAAAAUACCAUUCGCGAGAGUAAACCAUAACAAAUAUAUGGUUACCGAUAUAGCGGCUUAUAUAGGAACGAGUAAUUGGUCAGGUGACUAUUUUAUUGACACAGCUGGUAUCGGUACCGUAUUUGAAAGCGUUGGACGUCAGAAUACAGACAAUAUAAGACAACAGCUGGAAAAUAUCUUCCGCCGCGAUUGGUAUUCCAACUAUUCGUUCCCGUUGCAUAAUAUAAACGAGACGCGUUUCGCAAACACGUGGGGUUUAUCGAGAAAUUCAUAUCAACGCGCGUCGUAUGAACCUUACAUACAUACGUAAUUAUAAUAUAUAUAUUUCUUCUUUGAUCUUUUAAUUUAGAAAAAUUUUAUCGUAUCGAUUUGCAGGAAGAAAAUUCAUCUCAUUUUUCAAUAGAAAUAUAUACAAAAUUGAUAUUUUUAAUUACAUUCUCGACUUAUAUGUAUAUAUGCGCUCUCUCUGC